Molecule: messenger RNA, 318 nt
Organism: Anthostomella pinea
Lineage: Eukaryota; Fungi; Ascomycota; Sordariomycetes; Xylariales; Xylariaceae
Source: the annotation of a GenBank genome assembly
AUGACCUUCUACAUCUCAGAUCCCUUGCAGAAAUUUGGUCUCGGUGGAGCCUCAAUGGACUCCUGCGAAAGAAUGGCUAGAGAUGACUUUGACGCCAAGGCCAUCACUUUGAAGACAAUCUCGAACGAGGAACACAUUGUAGAUAACCCUCGCCGCUUGGCUAUGAAACGCCCCCCACCAAAGAUAUCGAACCAGGAUUGGUACCAGCGCCGGGGUUACGUUGUAUAUACUCACAAACAAAAUGCCUGGUUCGAAACGGACCCAACAGGCAAGGCAUGGGGCGUAAGGGCGGUAUUCCUACGAAAGAAUCUCGUCUAG